Molecule: messenger RNA, 1022 nt
Organism: Solanum verrucosum
Lineage: Eukaryota; Viridiplantae; Streptophyta; Magnoliopsida; Solanales; Solanaceae
Product: nuclear transcription factor Y subunit A-4-like
Exons: 6
Coding region: 134-892 (252 amino acids)
Biological process (GO): regulation of transcription by RNA polymerase II
Cellular component (GO): CCAAT-binding factor complex
Molecular function (GO): RNA polymerase II cis-regulatory region sequence-specific DNA binding; DNA-binding transcription factor activity, RNA polymerase II-specific
Source: RefSeq, a predicted model, not a curated record
AGAGAGAGAGAGAGUUUCAAGGAAGGAGACAUGCUUGAUUUCAUCCCAACAAGCAACACUUGUGUUUAUUUCUUUUCUUAACUUUAGUGGAUUCCACAGAAGUGGGAUUUCCAUCUCCUUGCUGUCAGGAGAUAUGAAGUCUUUGGAUCCGGACUUACAAGGCGAGACAUUGCGGUUGACACAUUCAACUCUCAACUCCCAAGACGAAAUGACUGCAUCAGGGAAAACAAAUUCUCAAGAUCAAUGUGCUUCCUCAGAUUAUGUUCAUGAUGAAAGAUAUGGAAGAGAUAUGCAAGUUCAAAUAAAGCCAGCUCUUUUUUCUUUGCAAAAUGAAUUGGCCUAUUCAACUGGUUUCUCUGCAUUUGGCUACUCUGAUCCCUAUAUCAGUGGCUUAUAUACUGCUUAUGGACCUCAGCCUUAUCCUCAUAUGAUGGGCAUAGCACCUGCCCGUGUCCCACUCCCCGUUGAUAUGGCAGAGGAUGGACCAAUCUAUGUUAAUGCAAAACAGUACCAUGGGAUCCUAAGGCGGAGGCAGAUACGUGCAAAGCUUGAGGCUCAGAACAAACUUGUCAAAAAUAGAAAGCCUUACCUUCACGAGUCACGACAUCUUCAUGCAGUGAACAGAGUUAGAGGGUCCGGAGGACGUUUCCUCAGCUCAAAGAAAGUUCAUCAAUCUGAUCCAAAUAGUUACCCUACUAACUCAACUUAUUCUCUAGACUCAGUUGAGCAUGAAGGUUCAACUUCUGCUUUCUCAAGUGUCCGGCAAGAUGUCGUCCACAAUGGCAUCAACUUCCAGCAGCAACCUGAUCACAUGGCCUUCAGUGUAUCCUCUCACAUGGUUAUUACCAUGCAAGGCAAUGGGACUCAGCAACGUGCUCCAGUUGUCCGGUGAUUAUAAGUUCUUAACUGGCUAAGACAGUCACCGGCAGGCAAUUCAUCCUUGGCUUUUACUCUUUUUCCAUUAUGUCUCGGGUUUUUGCAAGUGUCAACUUGUUUCUACUGUUAUAAUGGUGAAUUUGGUC